GCAGCGCCUGCAGCAGAAGAAGAAGCCCCUGCAGCAGAAGAAGAAGCCCCUGCAGCAGAAGAGGAAGCCCCUGCUGCUGAAGAAGCUCCAGCUGCUGAGGAAGGAGCCCCAGCUGCUGAGGAAGAGGCUCCAGCUGCUGAGGAAGAAGCUGCACCAGCUGAAGAGGCUGCUCAACCUGAGGAAGAAGCUCCAGCUGCAGAAGAAGAGGCCCCUGCAGCUGAAGAAGAAGCUGCACCAGCUGAAGAUACCCCUGCUGCUGAAGGAGAAGCUGCCCCUGAAAAGGAAGCUGGUGAGGAAGCCCCUGCUGCGGAGGCCGAACCCUGAGUGUGAAGUGGAUAACGGAAAACGUUUGCUGCCAGCUUACAAGCUCUAAAUUUCGUCCUGAGACACUGCUGAAGAAAACCAGUUUUUUAUGUUCUUGCCCUUCCAGGAAAUCCCGAGCUUUUUUUUUGAGUGAUUCAUCACUGCUUAGAUUUCCUGUUCGUAGACUUCUUUGCCGCACCUUCUAGACCGAAUUUUCACGCCCUUCACCGUCCUGGGAACGAAAGGAGCUAUAGUGUGAAUGUGCGGGGAUGUGAAGAAUGGAUUUGAGUUCCCGUUGGUUUCGUUAUUUUAAAUGCGCGAAGGUUUCGCUUCCUUUCUUCGCCAUUGCGGAUUGUUCGCGGGUGCGGUUGGCGCUAAUUUCUUGCGGGAUAUUUAAGGCAUCCCCCGCGAACUUUUUUUCCAGCUCGAGUAUUUGAUCAAAUCCGGUGAAAUUUCCGCGUCUUGAUAUCAAAAGGAAAAGCUUAAUGCUUAACCGGAAUUUCGUCCUACUCUCGGCUUUCUUCGUGAUGAAAAGUGGGAAUUUAGCGAAGAAUACGUGGAAAAACGGUGUGGAUUAGCUUUGCGACGCUCGUGAAUCGUUUCAUGGAUGUGCUUCGUCGUUGCGUCCGGAAUAAUUGGCACGGAAUGCAGAAAUACACGCCUUGCUUGGUUUCCCUCUUUUUACUAGAA
Messenger RNA from Notodromas monacha, 993 nucleotides. Lineage: Eukaryota; Metazoa; Arthropoda; Ostracoda; Podocopida; Cyprididae. The record is from the annotation of a GenBank genome assembly.